AUGAAAAUCAUUAAGAAACUUAACUUAUUUCUAGUCAUUGCAAUUGUGGUAUUUAUCACUUUCGCUUCCUCUUUACCUAAUAGGAAAAGAGAUGAUAUCUUAAAAGAAUCUAAAGACAAGAAUCAAUUAUCUUUGAUCAAAAGACAGAACGGGUGUCCAGCCGGAACUUAUCCGAGAAAAAACGGGUGUUGUUGCGACAAUACUUGUGGUCCUAAUCCUGUAGAAAUCAUCUGUUAA
This is a messenger RNA of Funneliformis caledonium, 237 nucleotides long. The record is from the annotation of a GenBank genome assembly. Lineage: Eukaryota; Fungi; Glomeromycota; Glomeromycetes; Glomerales; Glomeraceae.